Molecule: messenger RNA, 318 nt
Organism: Metarhizium brunneum ARSEF 3297
Lineage: Eukaryota; Fungi; Ascomycota; Sordariomycetes; Hypocreales; Clavicipitaceae
Source: RefSeq, a predicted model, not a curated record
AUGGUUUUCUACGCCUAUGCCAAGAAUAGCAAUGACGAUUGGUCUUAUAGAUAUGUCAUUGUUGCACCAAAUUUCAACAUCCUCGACGAAUGGUACUACGAAGUCAAGGACAAGGUCGCAGACAAUGUCUUCUGGCGGGUUUCCAAUGAAUUCUACGUCUUUGACGCAACCAAGCUCAAACUUGGGAGAAGCACCGCCCCAGGGCAUGAGGCCCCCAAGUUCAUGAACAAGUUGAUUUUCCAGCUGCUCAGUGAUAAUGAGGGCAGGAACAUUAGUACUUUUAUUAACGGGCACCUGUCUGGUGGGACUGCUGAAUAA